Camelina sativa (false flax) is the source of this 573-nucleotide messenger RNA. The record is from RefSeq and is a predicted model, not a curated record. Lineage: Eukaryota; Viridiplantae; Streptophyta; Magnoliopsida; Brassicales; Brassicaceae.
AUGCACCAAAGAAAGAUUGAGGAGAGAGCUCUCUUUGAGGUACAGUCCACCAAUGGAAAGCUUGGUCACCCGUCCGCUUGCUUUCUACCAGAACUCGACUGGCUAGCUGGGGAAUGCAAAUUGAUACAUCCUGCUGCAUUUGUGGGCACUCCUGAUUGCUGGGCCGGCACUGCAUACAACAACAAUUUCCACGACGUUGUUGUUCACGACGUCACUGAAGUCACUCACAAUGAUUUCGAGAUGUGUGAAUCGUCUAAACCGCUUAUGAGAUACACAAGUGGAUCCGACUCAAUCAGUCUAACCAAACCAGGACUCCAACAGUUCAUAUGCGGAGUUCCUGGCCACUGCAUGUCGGGACAGAAACUUCAAAUUCACGUUUUACCGGCCUCGUUGGGUCCCGUGGCUGCUCCGGUUCCUAGACCGGUCCGAUCACCGAGCUCUUCCUCGUCUCCUUCACCAGCCAACGCUCCACAGUAUCAGCAUCAGAUGGCUCCAUCACCUCUUCAAAGCGGUGCCUCGAAGUUAGCUUCUUGGAUCGGCUUUAGCUUGCUGGCAUUGAUCUUAGCAUUCUAG